Molecule: messenger RNA, 5114 nt
Organism: Saccoglossus kowalevskii
Lineage: Eukaryota; Metazoa; Hemichordata; Enteropneusta; Harrimaniidae
Molecular function (GO): protein binding
Source: RefSeq, a predicted model, not a curated record
AUGAAGAUUAUCCUGACACUGAUGAGGAGGAGGAUGUUGUUGGCUGUAACCAUGGCAAUGGGGAAAUGAUGGUAGACAAAGGGGAGGAUUAUUGUGGAUUUAGUCAACCCUCUCAAGCUCUGAAGUUCUUUCAAGAGCUAAAUAAUGAGUUUCACAGCAAGGUGCAAAAUUUAUCACAUGUUAGUAUCAACCCAACUACCACAAAGUAUAUGGAUAAACGUUCCUUAUCUAGUAGCUCUGCUGAUAUGGCUUUGAAUGACAAAGACAUAAACAAUUGUUUUUUAAAGUGCAGAAUAUUUGAGACUUUGCAUGAACAGAUGAACUUAACAGACAAUGCUGAAGCAGCAUUGCAGAGUGUUGAUGAAUUCAAGAUUGUUAAACCAAUAAAGAAAGAAACCAUCAAGAAAAGAAGAUCUCGGUAUUGGCUGAAAGAUGAAGGAUUGGAACCAAUUUAUCCUUUUCCAUACUUUCCGUAUCAAAGAUUCACUAACAACUUGUGGAAUUGUGAAAAGAAGAAUGGCAAAGAUGAGGAGAAUGUUUUACAGAAGGCAUCACAACUAUGGCCAAGAAUAAAAGACUUGAAAUUAGAAAAUGAAUGCGAAUCUUUUGACAGUGUUGAAAGUUGUGAACAAUUUAUUGUGGAUAGAUCUAUUAAACGAGAACCAAUGUCUCACAAUGAUAAGCAUGACUUAGUGACAGAACCUGUGUAUAAUGAUGAUGGACUUGAGUUAGUGACGGAUCAUGCAGGUCAUGUUGAAAAACUUGAGGUAGGGAUUGAUCCUAUCGGUCAUGAUAAUGGACUUGAUGCAGUGACAGAUCCUACACUUCAUGAUGAUGGACUUGAGAUAGUGACAGAUCUUGUGGGUCAUGAUGAUGGUCUUGAGGUAGUGACAGAUCCUAUGGUUCAUGAUGAUGGACAUAAGUUAGUGACACAUUCUGUGGGUCAUGACGAUGGACUUGAGUUAGUGACACAUUCUGUGGGUCAUGAUGAUGGACUUGAGUUAGUGACAGAUCCUGUGGGUCAUGAUGAUGAACAUGAAUUAGUGACAGAUCCUGUGGUCCAUGAUGAUGGACUUGAGGUAGUGACAGAUCCUAUGGUUCAUGAUGAUGGACUUGAGGUAGUGACAGAUCCUGUGAGUCAUGAUGAUGAACAUGAGGUAGUGACAGAUCCUGUGGGUCAUGAUGUUGGACUUGAGUUAGUGACACAUUCUGUUGGUCAUGAUGAUGGACAUGAGUUAGUGACAGAUCUUGUGGGUCAUGAUGAUGGACAUGAGUUAGUGACAGGUCCUGUGGGUCAUGAUGAUGGACAUGAGUUAGUGACACAUUCUGUGGGUCAUGAUGAUGGACUUGAGUUAGUGACAGGUCCUGUGGGUCAUUUUGAUGGACAUGAGUUAGUGACAGAUCUUGUGGGUCAUGAUGAUGGACAUGAGUUAGUGACAGAUCCUGUGGGUCAUGAUGAUGGACUUGAGUUAAUGACAGAUCUUGUGGGUCAUGAUGAUGGACAUGAGUUAGUGACAGAUCUUGUGGGUCAUGAUGAUGGACAUGAGUUAGUGACAGAUCCUGUGGGUCAUGAUGAUGGACUUGAGUUAGUGACAGAUCCUGUUGCUUCAGAUGCAAAACCAGCAAAGAUUAUGCUGCGUUCCGUGGUUCGUAGUAGUAAACUAUUAUUGUGGUGUCAGAAGGCUGUUGAGAAUUAUCCUGGUAUACAAGUAGAUAACAUUACAUCAUCUUGGAAGAAUGGUCUUCUCUUAUGUGCAAUUAUACAAAGAUUUAGACCUGAUCUUAUAAAUUAUGAAUGCCUGAAGGCAGAAGAGGUUGCUGAAAACAACCAGUUGGCAUUUGAUAUCGCUGAGAGAGAGUUUGGUAUAACACCAGUAAUGACUGGUAAAGAAAUGGCCUCCUUAAGUCAACCAGAUAAGCUUACUAUGGUCGCUUAUUUGUCACAAUUUUAUGAAAUAUUCAAAGAUGAACUACCAUUAGAAACUGUCAAACAAGUUGACCUUCCAGAAGAAGAAUUCAUCCCCGGUCGCAAAGCACAGCGAUUAUCUCUUCUCACUAGAUUAAAUAAAAAGUUGUCUCAAAAGAAAUCACCUAGAAGAGAGAAGGAUUAUGGUAAUCGAGAAGAAAAAGAAAAUCAACGAAAAAGUCCUGCUGGCGGGAGUAGAAGGAGGGAAAUAGCUCGUCGUUAUCAUGAAGACUUACUCAAUGCAGAGAAUGAAGCCAAGCUGUGGGAUAAGAGAGAAGACCUUAAUGUGGGUGUUAGAGGAGCCAAUAAAGUCAGUGCAAUGGCGAAUAGCUUGUUUGCACAAUUCCAAGAGAUAGCUGGAGUCAAACAGACCCCUAGUAAAGCUGUCAAUAGACCUUCAUUUGUUGUUGGAUCAUCCCAUUCAAGCCCUAUCAACACAAUGGCAGAGCAGUUAUAUGAACAGUUUGAGGUAUUGGCUGGACAGAAACAUCAGUCCCAAUUAGAGGGAAAGCGAUCAAUGACAAGUAAAAACAAACAGAUACAGGAUAUGGCUGAGCAGCUACGAGCACAUUUUCAGAAAGCAGAUAGCAGUCAAAUGGAGCCAAGAUAUGGUGAUCAAGUACAGGAAAUGGUUACAUUAUUACAGGAUCAAUUCAAUAGGCUUGCUGGUUGUGAGUCAGCUGACAUUGAACCAAUAGACAAGCCACAAAUUAGUGUGUCCACUCAUUACCAUAUCAAAGAUAUGGCUGUUAAACUGGAAAACAACUUUAAAGAUAUCACCAGUAUGUCUCCUAAACCAGUUGCAGGUGAACAGCGCCCUCAAGUAAGUCCCCAACAGCAGGGUAAAAUCAAAGAACUUGCGGAAGAACUUCAUAACAAAUUUGCUGCCAUGACAGCAGUACAGCAUCCUGAGCUGGUGCUCGAUAGGAGGCGAUCAUUAAGCCAUAUAAAAGCAAUGUCUGACACAUUAUUGACACAAUUUAAAGAAAAACAAAGACAACAACAUACCUGUAGUGAACCUACCGGACAUAUUAACAGAAUGGCUGAACAUUUACUUGAGCAAUGCCAACAGAUUGCCAUCGAGAAAGAAGCAGCUCAACAGGUUACACCCAGUAAAAAGAGUGUCAGUGUCAAGGCUCAACAACUACAAGCAAAAUUUAAAGAACUAUCUGGAGAGAAACCAACAAUUAAAGAACCACCAAAACGGGCUACACAUGGUGCUAAAAAACCAGUUGAUACAGGUGCUCUGUCACACAGACAGGUACAUGAUAUGGCCGGCCAGAUUUUGAACAAAUUUGAGCAGAUUUCUAACCCAUCGAUUGAAAAGUCAAAAUCUGCUAGUUCUGCAUCAUCUACUGAAGUACAGUUUAUGACAUAUCAGUUACUUGCCAAGGUGGAAGAAAUGGCUAAACAAACAGCUGAACCCAAAAAAAUAACGCAGAUAUCUGAAGGACAGUUACAGGAGACAACAGAUCGUUUCUUGUCUGACAUGCAAGAAAGACAGAAACAACCUGAGAAGACAAAUGUAACUACUGGUGUAGGCUCAAUUUAUGAUAUUCUAAUGGCAAGAUUUCAACCUGUUGAAGAAGAUAACACUUCGAAAGACGACAAUCAAGAUGAACCUCUUACAGAACUUAACAUUGCAGACAGAAUGCUCUUUUCUAAGUUUCGUGACAUAGCUGGAUUGAAGAGCACUCGGGCUGAGGACCAACAAAAAGAACCAAAGCAAAGAACAUCUUGGUGGGGUUCCCAACAACCAAAAUCCAAGCAGUUUACUGGUAGCAGUGCAGGAGGAAGUGACAUCUGCUUCUUCUGUUGUAAAAGAGUUUAUGUCAUGGAGCGACUCAGUGCUGAAGGUCUUUUCUUUCAUCGUGGAUGUUUCAAGUGUUCAUAUUGUAAUACUACAUUGCGAAUUGGAAACUAUGCAUUUUAUAUGCCACCUAAUGAGAAUAAGUUGGAAGGUCGUUUUUACUGCAGACCCCAUUUCAAGUAUAGCAAGGCAGCAGAUGGAGGACCAAGAAAAAGAAGAAUGAUGGAAUUAGGGGCUAAGGAGAACCUUCCAGACUCACCACCAGUUCUAGUGACCACAACACCUGAUAAACAGUCAUGGCUGGCUGAACUUGAUGGGCCACUAGAGAAGAAAUCUCGCGGCACACCUGACCAUCUGAACCGGUCCUGGGAGUCAUUGUCUAACUGCACACCAGAACGCAUCUUCUUGGAUUCCACACUCGAUGGUACUUUACAGCGUAGUCAGAUGUCUGAGGAAGAGAUUUCCAAUUAUAACUAUGGAGAUGCAGCAUCUGUUCAUGAAAUGACAGAGUAUGAUGAGAGCUCAUCUAGUGAUGAUUCAGAUGUGGAAUUUGACAUUGAACCUGUUGCAAUACCAGCUGAGCAUUCUGAUCAUUGGCAGAAAUCACCGCAAUGGGAUUUGUCUGAUGAUGAUGACUAUUCGUGGGAUGAAAGUGAUAAUGAUUAUGAAGAAGAUGAUUAUGAUUAUGAAUCUGAUGACGAUCUUAGUGAUGGAGAAAUGGUUCCAGUGGAAGUUGACUCGAGAAAUCUUGCUUGGACGGAACCAGAGAGCCCAAAAGAAAAUGUAAUGGCAGAGAAUGAAGUGAAUAACAUAGAGUCAGAUGCAGAAGGAGAAAAAACACCAGAAGCUGCUGAUUCUUCUAAUGAAGAAUUGCAACCACUGUCAGAAUCGUUGACAAAACAAGAAUUUCCUGAAAUUCAGCAGACUGAACCGCAGCCAGAGCCUCAGAACAAGGACUCACCUGAAGAACUAUUUGACCAUCAGGGAUUUGUUGCUAGCAUGACCAGCUUAAAAUUGCAGUGGCUGAGCAAUCCAGAGCCUCCAGAUCAUUCAAUGUGGGGACGUAGACGAUUACCAUCAAAGACUCCUAAAACCGUGAGUCUUGAGGAAGAAAAACCACCUCCUAUUCCUCCAUUACCAUCACAAGAAGACCUCGUCAAAGCUCACAUAAUCAAAGCUGAAGAUAUGACAGCAGAGAAAGUCAAACCCGAUAUUGAUGAUGAAGACACUUCUGUUGAAACUGUGGAAGAAGUGGUACUUGUUGAUAAAGUGACUGAAGAAGAAGAAAUUAUAAAAGAACAACUACCAAAGGGUGACUUGAGGAAGGAGAGAUUUUAA